Messenger RNA from Ophidiomyces ophidiicola, 1344 nucleotides. It is a transcript of the gene PTH2, whose product is annotated as Gluconate transport-inducing protein. The coding region runs from base 1 to 1344 and encodes 447 amino acids. The transcript has a single exon. The record is from RefSeq and is a predicted model, not a curated record. Gene Ontology annotation, molecular function: DNA binding. NCBI's taxonomy places the organism in Eukaryota, Fungi, Ascomycota, Eurotiomycetes, Onygenales, Onygenaceae.
AUGGAAACAUACCAUGGACAUGUUCGCACUCCGGCAGACGCCAUCAUUCUUUUUGAGGCUUGUCGAAUUGGUCUGCUGCCACGCGUCCAACGGAGGCUGUCAGAAAAAGAGCGCCAGUCCAUCAAGUCAGGUUCUGUUUUUGUUUGGGACGAGAGAGAGGCAGGAAUGAGGCGAUGGACCGACGGAAAGUCCUGGAGCGCCAGUCGAGUUUCAGGUAGCUUUUUGACCUACAGAGAAAUGGAAGGCAAAAGAGGAGGUCACUCGUCUAGAGCCGGCAAAACACCAGAGAGCAACAGAGGGAGCGAUGAGGAUCAGGGAGAGGGCGAAGAAGGCCCCGAUGGUUACCGUUAUAAACCCGACGGGUUAAUGAAACAAUCGUUCAGUAUAACGACUUCUACGGGCCAACAUCUGCAUCUCAUUAGUUACUAUGCAAGAACCCACCCCACCGCGCCAGGGUUAUGCCAGCCAUCUACAGAUCCGCAGCUGCGACAGAUUCGACCCCAGAAAGGUCUUUAUCCUGAGUCAAGUGUCAACGAUCAGCAAAACUUGCCUGUGGUUACCCGAAGUCCCAUGGGGGGUGGUAUCGCCGUCCCUCCCCCGAUUGCCUUUCCUCGCCCUACUCCCCAUUCGUACAGCCCGUCACCAUAUGGAUGGCCCCACCCCCCUAUACUUGGACCAACACCUGUGUCUAUGAUACCUUAUGUUUCAAACUAUCUACCACCGUUGGCUGCCAACGGGUCUACACCUUAUCCAUAUGGCCCCCCUGCCUACCAUCAUCCGCCUGGAUAUCCUUCCCCAUACGACAGGUUGUUGCAUCCAGCAGAUCAAGCAUCUAUCUCGGCUCAUAUGCAUGCCAACGCCGCACAAAUUGCUGGUCACGCGGUUCCAUAUUACGCGCAAGGUCUUUCCCCAGUCGUUACCCACCACGAUUUAGUAAAUCCCCAUGCGCGACAUGCCCACCCAGCAACGCCUCCAGCAGAAAACGACGCACGUCAGGGAGACUUAAAAGCGGACUAUGGACAGGACAUCAGAAGCAGCUCACAGACAACUCGUUCUCCUUUAAGGCCUGUCGAAGCCAGCUCGCCAGCUAGCAGUGUGCGCAAUCAAUCAGAUACCGCGACGUCGGCGAACGUUGUGCCGAGUAUCAAUGCCCUUGUAAACUCCGAUGAGGCUCCUACAAUGACAAGCUCGAUUUCUACAACGAGCUCUGAACACUCGAAAGCCUCCACAAAGCAGCCUUCAAAUGGGAAAGUCGAAGGGCCAAAGGAUAUCCCCAGUGACAAGAUCGGGUUUGGAGAAGACAUGAGAGCUUUGAGACAACUCGACAGGGUUUUUUCAGCAUAA